AUGCAGAAUACGAAGGAGCUUGAUCUCAGUUCCAUUAUAGACCUGACUGAAUUGUACGCGAAGGAGUGUGGCGCAUCCAAAUACGCGAAUGUGUAUCAGAACAAGACGAAGAUCCGCGACUAUCGCAUCGUAUGCAACUUGGCAAAGGGUGGAUUUGGAGAGGUCUUUGUGGCUGAAAAGGAUGGACGAAUCUACGCCGUGAAACGAGUGAGCAAGGACAUGUGCAAGAAGAAUCAGAACAGCACGUUCUUCAUGGUCGAGAAGGAAAUCAUGACACAAAGCACGUCUCCUUGGAUCGUAUGUGCCCACGAAUGCAUCCAGGAUGAAACCUACCUGUAUUUUGUAAUGGAUUUCAUCCCAGGUGGUGAUCUGCUUGGCUACCUGAGCAAAAUGGACGUGAUUGAAGAGGAGCAAAUCGCAUUCUACGCAGCUGAAAUUCUCCUGGCUCUCGAAGACCUCCACGCCCUCGGAUACGUCCACAGGGACCUGAAACCCGACAACGUCUUCAUCGGCAGAGACGGUCACAUUCUGCUUGGUGAUUUUGGAUCAGCCGCAAGGCUGAUCGAUGGAUUUGCUCAGUCACGAAUUCCAGUUGGUACGCCUGACUACAUGUGCAGGGACGUCCUGAUUGAAAACACGGCUGAAGGUGCCUCUUACACCGCAUCCAUCGACCUGUGGACACUUGGCAUUUUGAUCUACGAAAUGGCCACUGGUGAACCACCUUUCUACUCCCAAACGGUCUCAGAAACGUACAACCGAAUCACAGCCCUUGAUUUCAAGCCAAUUUCUGGAGCAGAGACACUCGUUGAUCUGAUCAGCAAACUGAUUUGCAAGGCAGAAGACCGUCUUACGGCAGAACAGAUCAAAUCCCAUCCAUUCUUCAAGGACACCGACUUCAGUCGAAUCAGAAGCACCAAGCCGCCUUUCAUUCCAACGGUCUCCUCUGAUUCCGACGUCUCCAACUUCAUCGUCGACGGAUUCAAAUUGGAGGAGUCCUCGAUCAAAGGCGGAUUCCGUGAUUUCGUUGGCUUCACCUACGAUCCAAAAUACGCCCGCAUUUUCGGAGAGUCCCUGAUUUCGAAAUUGGGGAAGCAGGUCGUCUACAGGGAGAAAUUCAGUGCAAGCAUCUCAGAGCGACUGAACUGUCUCACAGUCGACAUGAAGAAUCUCGAAGGAAUAAAGGACGAGAUUGCUGAGAACGAGAAGAAGCUGAUUGAGAAGGAGAAGGAGUUCGACCGAUUUGUUGAUACGAAAAUGAUGGAAAUUGAUGACCUGAAUAUCACGAUUGACGACCUGACGAAUGAGAAGGAGAAGAAACAAGGUGAUUUGAGUCGAAGUCAGGCUGAGUUGGAUAAAAUUGAGAACGAGCUGCUUCACAGACGCGAUGAUUCCAGGGUGAUUCUUGACGAACUGUCAAAAAAGAGAGUCGUGCUGGAUUCGAUCCAACGGAGUCUGAAGCAGAAGUCAGCUCAGAUGGAAAUGAAAGACUACAGCACAACCAGAACGGCCUUGGACGAUCUCAGAUCCACCCUGUCUCAGAUCGACGUUGCUGGGAACAUCGCCGCUGCCUCUGAAUUCAUCAGACGCCUUCUCUCAGAAAACAGUCUCCUCAUUUCCCAGCAAAGGAGGCACCAGGAGGAAACAGCCUCGGAAACCACCAAAUCCAUGGAACAGGAGCAGCAAAUGAAGAAGCAGCUCAGGGGGCUGAAGACGGAAAUGAAGGAGCAUCAGGCGCGAAUUGACCAGGAGGUGACAAUGCGCCUACACGCUGAAGAAGAAAACAGACGCCUCUGCUCCGACCUGAAGGCGCUAAGGGCGAAGUCGCAGACGAAGACGACCUACGCAUUGAAGAAUGCGAUGACAAACAAAACACUUCGCCUGACUGUCCACGGCAGCACCGUCACAGUCGAUGCCACUCCCCACGAUUCCAACCAAAUCUACGUCAGAGAAAUCAGAAAUGGCGAAUUCCACCACUUCCCCUACAAAAAGAGGGCCCUCUGCCUCGUGAUCCACUGCCUGAGAGACUACUCGGCCCACACCGCCUCCUCUUCCCCGUCUCGCUCUCCUGAUUCUGUUUCAACUGACAUCAAAAAAGAGGAGCAGAUUCUCGAUGGUCUCAGGGAACUGGAUCUGCUCAUCCGCGGUGACGCAAACAUCAAGGCGCAAAUCAGCGGAAGCACCAGACGCCUUGAAUCUCUCCAGAACGAGCUGCGAGCAGCUCGUUCUGCCUCGUCCUCGUCUCCCUCUUCGAAUGGCCACCUCAUCAAAUUCAACAACCACCGUUUCAGGGAGCACACGGUUGGAAAGGGCUCUCUCUGCGACCACUGCAAUGACGUCAUGUACGGCCUAGUGAACCAGGCGCACCACUGCUCUGACUGCCACUUCACAGUCCACAAGGCGUGUCACCUGCUUGGAGACGUGAGCUGUGAGUUGCAGCAGGCGAUCAACAAGGGCGUCUCACUGACAGUGGUAGCACGGAAUAUCGAAGAAAAGGAACAGCUACUGAAAAUGGGGUUGUAG
Messenger RNA from Enterospora canceri, 2520 nucleotides. The record is from the annotation of a GenBank genome assembly. NCBI's taxonomy places the organism in Eukaryota, Fungi, Microsporidia, Enterocytozoonidae.